Messenger RNA from Cuscuta campestris, 3074 nucleotides. The record is from the annotation of a GenBank genome assembly. Lineage: Eukaryota; Viridiplantae; Streptophyta; Magnoliopsida; Solanales; Convolvulaceae.
CAACCGGGUCUUCCAUCGAGAUAUAGUGACCACGAACGAUAAUCCCUUCGUCCAUCGAUUUGUCUUCUUCCUUCCGCCGCAGCUAGCGUCGCCGGUAUCUCUACUGCUCUCCACUCGCCGGCCUUCCGCUUUCUCUAUCUCUCUGUCUCCAGUCCUUACCGAGCAACAUACGUUUGAUCAAGACCAUUGACUGUACAUUGCGAAAAGCAUGACAUCUUCAGCUCGAGCUGUGCUUGAGGACUUUUCAACAUCUGCAGGCAAACUUGACAAAUCUGAAGGUCUUGAAUUUGUUUGGGGUAAGAAGAGAGGAGUUGGUGGAAAGAAAAGGGAGGUUCAGUUUUAUGAUUCUUUUGAAUAUGAUGGCGUUCAGUAUGCACUUCAUGAUUGUGUGUAUAUGCACAAAGAAGGUGAACCUGAGCCAUACAUUGGAAAACUUAUCAAAAUCUGGGAAACUGCAGAUAAGUCCAAGAAAAUUAAGGUUCAGUGGUUUUUCCGACCUUCAGAAAUUUUGUAUCAUAUCAAGGAUCAACAUUUCAUGGGGAAUGAAAUAUUUCUUGCCUCUGGUGAAGGGAUUGGCCUCUCAAAUGUCAACCCACUGGAAGCAAUUGCCGGAAAAUGCAAUGUUGUUUGUAUAUCCGAGGACACCAGAAACUGUCAACCUUCUGAGGAAGAACUUAAGGAGGCUGAUUAUGUAUUCUACAGGGUGUUUGAUGUUGCAAGAUUUACCUUAGAUGACAUAGGCGACACAGUUGGUGGUCUGGAAGUUAGGUUUGUGUUUAACAGAAAUGAAAGUGAAAAGGCCAGUCAGAUUAUAAAACUUUCUUCUGAACAGAAUAAAGAUACACAUGCUAGGGUGCAGCUUAAUAUGCAGAAGACAUGUAAUGGAUUGAAAAUUGAAAUGGGUGAUCCCAAUUCAAGAUGUGUAGCCUUGAAGAAAAAUGAACUUGAUGUAGUGCAUGGAGAUGGAAAUGUUAUCUUGAAAGAGCUAGAUUCAACAACUGAAAUAAAGCCUACUGUUGUGGAGCAAAUAGACAGCAUAGCGGUGAAUGAAGUUAUCCUGGAAGAGGAUAUCUCUGCAGACAAGACAGCUUGCAAUGAAGACAAGAACAUGGAUGGUGAUACUUCUACUAAGCCACAUAUGAUUGUGGUGGGUGUUGAUGAAAGCACAAACAAUAUGAAAUGCUUUGGUGCUUCAGAUAGUUGGGCUUCAAGUCGUGUAAAACAUGCUUCUGUCGUGCCCUUGGAGUACAAGGACUCGAGCUGUAAUAAGAGGUCAAGCCUGAAUGACACAAAACCUCAAGUUAGAGGUGUCACUACCUCUCCACUUAAGGAAAAAACUGAUAAAGAGAAGGAUCACUGUGAGCUGGUCAAGGAUGUAAAAUCUAUAAAGGAUUCCAUUCCAGAUUUAGAGAGGCCAUGGAAGAAGGCCAAGAUAGAUUUCUCUGCUAUAUCUGAAGAUAAGAACAAAAGUAAUGUUCAUAAACCAGAUGCUAGGUCUGGAGAGAAUGAGGACAAAGUUAUACCAAAAGCUGUGGAUUCUUGUCAAGAAAAGAUUUCUAAACCUUCUAAAAUUUGUGCUGGAUUGGACAAUAACUCUAACAAGGAAAUUCUUAGCCCAAAUGGCAGCAAAUGUCUGGUCAAACCUGCCCCCCCUACAGAAGUAAACACUAAGAAAAGAAACGACGAAGUCCCACAUUCUUGUGGGUUGGGCAAUGAUGACAAGCCUGGAAAAUAUUCCAAUGUUGGAGAAGAUAGAACUUCAAAGAAGGCAAAGAUUGAUGUUUUUGAUAAAAAAUCUAUUGAUGGGAAAUUUAAUUCUCAAAGGCCUAGUAUCAAGCACAUAGAGGAUGAGGGAAAUGUUUUGUUAAAGGCCACUAACUCCUUUAAAGAGAGGGCUAUACUUCCUAAAUCCAUCCAUGGGUUCAAUGAGGGCCUUACAAAAGCUAGAUCUUCUAUGAAACCAAACAAGCUCUCUAUUAACAACAUCUCGUCAUUGGGUGGCACUUCUACAAAUCUAAUGGAAGAGUUGCAUGACAAGGCCAUUGAAGUGACUCCAAGACAUGUCGAGUCAAUAACAUGGUUCAAGGAACUUUCGUGGGAGGAAAGAAUGCAAACUGCAAAUGACCAAGGGACACUUGUGCUACUCCGAAAUCUGGAUCCUGUGUACAUCUCAGUAGAAGUAGAGGAUAUAAUUUGGUAUGCAUUUAAAGAGAAAUGUUCAGCAAAAAUGAUCCAGCAUAGUGCUUUCUCUAACCCUAAUAUUGGACUUGUCAACAACAACAAGCAACAUUAUAAAGUCCCUAAUAUUGGUCAAGCAUUGGCUAUUUUUAAAACAAGAGAUGCAGCGGAGAAGGUCAUAAGAAUGUUAAAAAAUAGAUACCUAUUGGUGUCAGAACAAAGGCCACUUGUUGCUGACAUUAUUGCACUUCCCAAAUCCCAAAGAAGCUCUUCAUUUGUUGGCCAUCUUGUGAUUGAUAAAGUUAGACAUCAAAUGCAAAGAGAAAUGAAAGAAGCUGUAUCUACAUCUCACUGCUCUCAACCCAACACCAUUGAAUAUGAAAUGGCCAUGGAGUGGCGAUUACGGCAGUCUCGAUCUGAAUUCUGCUGGAAGACGCUGCACAAGCAACAGGGAGACGAGCUCAGAAAAGCCGCUGCUAAAUUGAAGACAUAUUAAAACUGUAUCAUAGUUUCCUAUGGUUAGUGUUGAACGUUCUACAUCAUUGCUUGCAAGUUACACUGGGGGGAGUUAGACUAGUAGCGGCGCCGUCCAAGUGAAGGUAGAGCUUUGACUGUAUGAAUAAUGGUUCUAUGUCGAUAUAUCCUUUUGUUGCAUGUAAUUUUUUUCCAGGGAAGCAUUGUUUUGGUUUUGGUAGGAGUGUAUCAAACCUGAACGUGUCUUGUUAUAUAGCCGAGCAUGAGUCAUGCACAUCCCAAACAGUUAAGCGAACCCCGUGCAUGAUGAGAUGAGAUGUUUAAAUGUGUUUAUGUUACUCUUGUUACAUCAAGUUUUUUUUGGUUUGAAGGGGGGUAGCUUAGUUUGAUCAGUACAAAGACAAUAAAAAUACUCCCUUCGU